Suncus etruscus (white-toothed pygmy shrew) is the source of this 3294-nucleotide messenger RNA. RefSeq names its product NACHT, LRR and PYD domains-containing protein 5-like. The transcript has 10 exons. Gene Ontology annotation, biological process: regulation of inflammatory response. NCBI's taxonomy places the organism in Eukaryota, Metazoa, Chordata, Mammalia, Eulipotyphla, Soricidae. Gene Ontology annotation, cellular component: nucleus; subcortical maternal complex; cytosol. The record is from RefSeq and is a predicted model, not a curated record. Gene Ontology annotation, molecular function: protein binding. The coding region runs from base 1 to 3294 and encodes 1097 amino acids.
AUGGCCCCAAGCCGAGGACCAAAUGCCAACAGAAGUCCAGCAGUGCCCCCUGAGCCUCACGACUGCCCCCUGACCCCCUCGCACCUUAAUGCUGCAGGCAGCCAGCAGUGGCAGUGGGACUACAAGCUCCACCUGAUGAAGAGCUUUGCCAGCAGACCUGAGCCAGAGGCAGCCGGCUACUUCCAGGACCUGCCAUCGGACAGCCCUGAACUUCAGGCCCUGUUCGGGGCCUUCUGGCCUGAUGAGUGCGGCUUCCGGCCGCGCACGGUGGUGCUGCAUGGUGACUCGGGCACAGGGCGCUGGGCACUGGCCCGCCGACUACUGCUGGGCUGGGUGCAGGGCGAGGCGCUCCAGGGCCUGUUCUCCUAUGUCUUCCUCCUGCCGGCUCGCGACCUGCGGGGCCUCUCCGAGAGCAGCUUCCUAGAGCUGGUGUCCCGGGUCUGGCCAUCUGCCCCUGCCGCUGCGCAGGACCUCGCAGCCCAGCCACACCAGCUGCUCUUGGUGCUGGAUGGCUUUGAUGACCUGGGCUGGACCCCAGAGGACGAGACGGGGCCCUUGUGCGACGACGCCUGGACGGCCCAGCAGCCCGUGAAGGUGCUGGUGCACAGUUUGCUGCGAAAGGUUCUGCUGCCCGAGGCCUCGCUGCUCAUCACCGCGUCAGAUGAGGCCUUGGGCCUGCUCCGGGCCCUGCUGGUGGCGCCCCGCUACCUGUGGCUGGGGAGCCUGUCCGUGGAACAGAGGCUGACCGUGCUCCUGAAGCACAGUUGCUCUGAGAGCGAGCGGGCGCAGGCUCUGCAGUGGGCCGCCAACUGCCAGCCACUGCUGGAGCUCUGCCGGGUGCCGGCCCUCAACUACCUCCUGCAGGCGGCUCUCCAGGUCGGGCCGGCUGCCUUCAGCAGCACCGUCACGGGGCUGUUUGCCACCUGGGUGUCCCGGCAGCUCAUGCAGCAGUCGCAGCCGCCGCAGCCACAGCAGUCGCCGCAGCCACCGCAGCCACAGCCACCGCAGCCACCGCAGUCGCCGCAGCCACCGCAGUCACCGCAGCCACAGCAGCCACAGCCACCGCAGUCACCGCAGCCACCGCAGUCACCGCAGCCACCACAGUCACCGCAGCCACAGCCACCGCAGCCGCAGCAGCCACAGCAGCCGCAGUCACCGCAGCCGCAGUCACCGCAGCCGCAGUCACCGCAGCCACAGCCACCGCAGCCGCAGUCACCGCAGCCACAGCCACCGCAGCCACAGCCACCGCAGCAGCAGCAUCCAGGCACGCUGAGCCCAGAGACGAGGGCCAUGGUGCGCUCCCUGUGCCGGCUGGCCCUCGAGGGCGUGCGGCGCGGGAAGACCACCUUCUCAGGGGAGGACCUGUACGACCAUGAGCUCUGGGUGCCGCAGCUGCCCACGCUGGCCCGCACCCACUUCCUGAUCCCGCACCAGUACUGGGCCAACCACUACACCUUUCUGCACCCCAGCCUGCAGGACUUCUUUGCCGCCCUUUCCUACGCGCUGCCGGAGCGCGUGGCCCGGCCCGCUUUUCCCGAGUCGGGCAGCCUGUUGCCUGGCAUGCCCGGCGGGCUCCACCUGCUGCGUCUCGACCGGUUCCUGUGCGGCCUCCUGAGCCCGCAGGUGGCAGGGAGUCUGCGGAACCUGCUGGGGUGCACGGUGCCCCCUGAAACCCGGCAGGCCCUGCUGCGCCGGCUGUCCUGGCUGGGCAGAGCCCCGGCCCACCAGGACCUGCUCCACACCUUCUACUGCCUGUUUGAGACGCAGGACGCGGCAGUGGUGGGCGAGGUGUGCGCAGGGCUGCGGGAUGUCAGCCUGUUCCUGGGCCGCCACAUGGAUCUGGUGGUCAGUGCCUUCUGCCUGCCUGCCUGCGGCCAACUGCGCUCGCUCCGGCUGCAGAUCCAAGGGCUCUUUCUGCAGAACCCAUGCCCUGAGGCACAGCCUGCGGUGCCCCCCAGGCUACGGUGUCAGAGCCUGUUGAAGGAGAGUUGGCAACAGUUGUGCUCCGUGCUCAGUGCUCAUGCCAGCCUGCGACGGCUAGACCUAGCUGGCAUCAUCCUGAGCGAGUGGGCCCUGAAGAGACUGUGUGAGGAGCUCCAGAAACCCACCUGCGGCAUCCGGCAGCUGAUCUUCACAGAGGUGCACCUGGGCCCCAGCCUGACCCACCUCUGGCGGGUCCUGAUCACCAGCCCCCGACUUCGUCUUCUGGGCCUAGACAGCCUGGCCCUGCAGCCCGAAGAUGUGACCAUUGCCUGCGCAGUUCUGCAGCAUCCCUCCUGCAAGCUCAGCUCAAUCCGGCUGGAUAGCUGCGGGUUAACCGACUUUGAGUUCUUCACCAUCUCCCGAGUCCUGACCUCAGCCAACUACUUGCAAAGCCUCAGCCUGUCCAGGAACAAGGUGUCAGGCACUGCAAUCGAGGCACUGUGUGACGGCCUACUGGCACCGACCUGUGUGCUGCAGAGACUCAUCUUGCGAAACUGCAAUCUGGAGCCGGUCGCCUGCCAGUACCUGGCCAUGGUCCUCACAGGCACCCACAGUCUGACUCACCUGGACCUGUCCCACAACUGCCUGGGUGUCCGGGGUAUGAGGCUUCUGUACCAUACCCUCAGCCCAGUGUCACCCGAAAGCAGUCUCCGGAGGCUGCUCCUGAACUGGUGUGACCUAGACGAGGCAGCCUGUGGCUUCCUGACCUGCGUGCUCAGGUUCUGCUCGUCCCUGACGCACCUAAGCCUGAGUGCCAACCCUCUGGGUGAUGGCAGUGUCUACCUCCUGUGCCAGGCCCUGGAGAACCCCAUGUGCCACCUGCAGGAGCUAGAGCUGGUCCAGUGCCAGCUCACAGCCGCCUGCUGCGGGAACCUGUCAGCGGUGAUCGGCAGCAGCAGCAGCAGCCUGAGCAGCCUCGAUCUGUCACACAACACUCUGGGUGAUGAGGGGCUGGCAGUACUGUGUGAGGGGCUGCAGCAAAGCACCACCUCGCUCACGCGGCUCAGGCUGGAAGUGUGUGGCCUGACUGGGGCCAGCGCCCAUGCACUGUCCACUGCCCUCCCGCACAACCGCAGCCUGCUCAGCCUCAACCUGACCGGGAACAGCUUUGACUUCCCGGCCACAAUGCUGCUGUGUGGGGCCAUCGCAAACCCACACUGUGCCCUGCGCAGCCUCUGGAUGGGGCUGGGGCAGCUUCCGACUUCAGUGCAGCAGUUGCUGGCAGAGCUGCAGCAGUUGAAGCCAUCGGUGUCCGUGGACAGUGGCUGGGAGGAGGAAUUCGAGGAAGACCGGCUGUGGUGGCAGCACUGA